This is a messenger RNA of Adineta ricciae, 1209 nucleotides long. Lineage: Eukaryota; Metazoa; Rotifera; Eurotatoria; Adinetida; Adinetidae. The record is from the annotation of a GenBank genome assembly.
AUGUCUUCUCAAACAUCGUCACGUCAUCAAUCCGCUAUUAAGCCACAUGAUCUCCGAUUAUUAACACAAACUUCAUCGACUUCCACACCAUCUACUCCACUUCCGUCAACAGUCGAUUCAUCUGGUCCUCUUACACCUGAUACUGUGGUACUUGUUAAUCCAUUUGCAGCAUUAUCCUCGACGUCGUCAGCGAAUUUAUCGCCAGUCUCCAAUAAACCUUCACUGCCGUCUGCUCGUCUUAUCGGUGAUUAUGAAUUGAGCGAAACGAAAUUUGAUGACUUCAAAUGUGCACGACAUGUGCCAAGCGGUGAAGCACUUCUCUAUAAAGAAUACCCUCUAGAACUUGUUCGUCAACGUCUCGAGCCUUACCAACGUCUAACAUCGAUUCUCCUAGCAUCCAGCGUCAACAAACGUCUGAUCAAUACGAUGUCGAUGGAACAAUUAGCUUCGCGAUCGAAUCUACAUUUUUUUCGUGAGAUUUUAUCACUAGAAAGAACAGCUAUUGUCCUAUAUCCUACUUAUUCAAGCAAUUUACAUACUUAUAUUACUGAAAAACAUCGACUGAACGAAAAUGAAUCGAGAAAUUUAUUCACUCAAAUCGUACGAGCGAUACAAUUGUGUCAUCGUGUUGGUUUGAUCAUUCGUGACUUGAAAUUACGAAAGAUCAUCUUUAACAAUAGUACGCAUUCACACUUAUUGCUAACUGGACUUGAUGAAGCAAUUAUGCUUGCAAGUCCAGCAUCAACUGAUGAUUUCGUCUCGUCACGAUUUUCCUGUCCGGUGUAUGCAUGUCCUGAGAUUGUUCUAAAUAGACAAAUGUAUUCCGGCAAAUUAGCUGAUUCGUGGAGCUUAGGUAUCAUUUUGUACACAAUGCUUUUUGGUCGAUAUCCAUUCUGCGAUCGAACGCUGGUCGGUUUAUUUAUCAAAAUUGGUCGGUGUCGUCCUGACAUUCCUCGUACUAUCUCAGUCAAAGCACGUUCAUUGCUCCGUUCUCUAAUUCGAGUCAAACCUGAUGAACGUCUACUUGCACAAGAUAUUCUCGGACAUGUAUGGUUUAGUGGUGAUCGGGAUACGUCACCCAUAUCAAUGAAUCCAUCUCUAAUCACCGAUGAAUCGUUUUUCUUUAGUAGCAGCAAUACUUGUUCAAAUAACAGUAAUGAGACAACUAUAAAAGAGGAUGCUGUAGUACCGAAUUUCGAAUGUGAAUAG